GUAAUUGUUACAUCUUUGCGGCACUCUCUGCUUAACCAAUGACGUUUAAGCGCAGAUUGUUUGAAAGUUGUUUGUAAACAUCUUGUUUGAAGUUCAGUGGAAAUGUGUAAAUAAGCAUUAUGGCAGUAUGCUGGAGGUAUGGUAUGGAGUCCAAGGUUAACAGUACAAACGCAACCAGAGACAAUGAGUGAAGAAGAAUCAGGAAGUAGUGAUAAAGAAAACAAUAAUAUGUGCACACUGAAAGACAGGUCACAUCUGAAUUGGAAGAAGCACAAACACAAAGAGAGUGAGAUGACCUAUGUGGCACAAUCAGAGCAUGAGUUUGCAUGCCCCACAUGCUUAAAGACUUUCAGUGACCACAGCAGCUUCAUAACUCAUCUGCUCUUUCACAGCAAAGAGAAAAUCUUCUCCUGUGAAGUACGUGAAAAAAGUAUCACAUCAAAACAGGGUUUACAGAGUCAAAGGAACCAUGAUCACAAGGAUCAUUUGGCAUCGAAGGCUGCUGUAGUAUGUGGUCUGGUGUCAGAGGUUAAUGGUAGAAGUAACAACUGGUCACAGGAAAUACCGGAGACUACAAAUGAAGAAGAAUCAGGUAGUAGUAAUAAAGAAAACAAAAAUAUGUGCACACAGAAAGACAAGUCACAUCAGAAUAGGAAGAAGCGCAAACACAAAGAUACUGAGACAAUCCAUUUGGCACAGUCAGAGCAUGAGUUUGCAUGUCCCACAUGCUUAAAGACUUUCAGUGACCACAGCAGCUUCGUGACUCAUCUGCUCUUUCACAGGGAAGAGAAACUCUUCUCCUGUGCAGUACAUGAGAAAAGUAUCACAUCGAAACAAAGUUUGCAGAGUCAAAGGAACCAUGAUCACAAGGAUCAUUUGGCAUCGAAGGCUGCUGUAGUAUGUGGUCUGGUGUCAGAGGUUAAUGGUAGAAGUAACAACUGGUCACAGGAAAUACCGGAGACUACAAAUGAAGAAGAAUCAGGUAGUAGUAAUAAAGAAAACAAAAAUAUGUGCACACAGAAAGACAAGUCACAUCAGAAUAGGAAGAAGCGCAAACACAAAGAUACUGAGACAAUCCAUUUGGCACAGUCAGAGCAUGAGUUUGCAUGUCCCACAUGCUUAAAGACUUUCAGUGACCACAGCAGCUUCGUGACUCAUCUGCUCUUUCACAGGGAAGAGAAACUCUUCUCCUGUGCAGUACAUGAAAAAAGUAUCACAUCGACACAAAGUUUGCAGAGUGAAGGGAAGCAUCAUCGCAAGGAUAAUUUGGCAUCGAAGGCUGCUAUAGUGUGCAGUAUGGAGACCAAGGUUAACAGCAGAAGCAGCAGCUGGUCACAUGAAACAACAGAGACUACAAACAGAGAAGAAUCAGGAAGCAGUAAUGGAGAAAGCAAGAAUACGUGCACACAGAAAGACAGGCAACAUCUGAAUCAGAAAAGGAACAAAAACAAAGAGAGUCAGACCAUGUGUUUGGCACAACCAGAGAACGAGUUUGCAUGUCCCACUUGCUUAAAGACUUUCAGUGACCACAGCAACUUUGUAACACAUCUACUUGCUCACAGGGAAGAGAAAAUCUUCUCCAGUGCAGAACAGAGUCGCAGGAAGCAUCAUCACAAGGACCAUUUGCCAUUGAACGCUGCAAGAACGUACAGUAUGGAGUCUGAAUUUUAUUCUAGAAGCAACAGAUGGUUAAAUGAAAUACCAGGGACUACAAAUACAAAUGGUGAAGAAUCAGAAAAUGCUGAUCACUUGUAUAGUUUGAAGGGAGUAGAAAACAAGAAUAUAAAGCAUAAAUACAAAGACACUAAGGUUAUUAUAGCAAGCACUAUGGCAUCACAUGAAACAGUGACAGGAAACAGAGAAGAACUGGGAAGUAGUAACAAUGAAAAAAAUAUUCUGCACUCACAGAAAGACAAUUUGCACCUGAAAGGGAAAAAAUAUAAGCACAAAGAGACUGAGGUUAAUAUUGGAGACAGUGUGGCACCACUUGAAGUACCUGUGACUUCAAAUAAAGACAAACCAGUAAGUAGUAAUGAAGAAAACAAAUAUCUUUGUGCAAAGAAAGACAGUUCACAUCCAAGACAGAACAAGAAUAAACACAAAGAGGGUAAGGUUAAUACUGGAGACAGUGAGAUGGCGUAUGAAAUAACAGUGACUGCAAAUGAAGAAGAAUCAGGAAGUAGUAAUGAAGUAAGUAAGAAUCUGUGCACAAAGGAAGAUAGUUCACAUCUGAAACAGAAAAAGCAUGAACACAAAGACACUGAGGUUAGUACUGGAGACAAUGUGGUAGCAUAUGAAAUACCAGUGACUGCAUAUGGAGAAGAAUCAGGAAGUAGUAAUGAAGAAAGCAAGAAUCGGUGUAGAAAGAAAAGCAGUUCACAUACAAAACGGAAAAAGCGUAAACACAAAGAGACUGAGGUUAACACUGAAGACAAUGUGGUGUCAUAUGAAAUAGCUGUGACCGCAAAUAGAGACGAACCAGAAAGUAGUAAAGAAGAAAACAAGAAUUUGUGUGCAAAGGAGGACAGUUCACACCCGAAACGAAAAAAGCAUAAACACAAAGAGGCUAGGGUUAAUAAUGGGGACAGUAUGGUAUCAUGUGAAAUACCAGUGACUUCUAGUGGAGAAGGCCCAGAAAGAAAUAAUAAAGAAAAUGAGAAAAAGAAAGGCAAGUCACAUUCGAAAUGCAAAAAGCAUAAACACAGAGAAACUGUGGUUAAUACUGGGGACAGUAUGGCAGCACGUGAAAUACCAGUGACUGCAGAUGGAGCAGAACCAGGAAAUAGUAAAGAAGCAAACAAGAAUCUGUGCAUAAAGAAAUACAGUUCACAUUCGAAGCAGAAAAAGUAUAAACAAAAAGAGACUGAGGUUAAUAAUGGAGACAAUGUGGUGUCAUAUGAAAUACCAGUGACUGCAAAUGGUGAAGAACUGGGAAGCAGUAAUGAAGAAAGUAAGAAUCGGUGCACAAACAAAGGCAGUUCACAUAUGAAACGGAAAAAGCAUAAACACAAAGAAAUUGAGGUUAAUACUGAAGACAGCGUGGUCUCGUAUGAAACACCAGUGACCACAAAUAGAGAAGAACCAAAAAGUAGUAAAGAAGGAAACAAGAAUUUGUGUGCAGAGGAGGACAGUUCACCCCCGAAACGAAAAAAGCAUAAACACAAAGAGGCUAAGGAUAAUAAUGGGGACAGUAUGGUAUCAUAUGAAAUACCAGUGACUUCUAGUGGAGAAGAUCCAGAAAGAAAUAAUAAAGAAAAUGAGAAAAAGAAAGGCAAGUCACAUUCGAAAUGCAAAAAGCAUAAACACAGAGAAACUGAGGUUAAUACUGCGGACAGUAUGGCAGCACGUGAAAUACCAGUGACUGCAGAUGGAGCAGAACCAGGAAGUAGUAAAGAAGCAAACAAGAAUCUGUGCAUAAAGAAAUACAGUUCACAUUCGAAACAGAAAAAGUAUAAACAAAAAGAGACUGAGGUUAAUAAUGGAGACAAUGUGGUGUCAUAUGAAAUACCAGUGACUGCAAAUGGCGAAGAACUGGGAAGUAGUAAUGAAGAAAGUAAGAAUCGGUGCACAAACAAAGGCAGUUCACAUAUGAAACGGAAAAAGCAUAAACACAAAGAAAUUGAGGUUAACACUGAAGACAGCGUGGUCUCGUAUGAAACACCAGUGACCGCAAAUAGAGAAGAACCAGAAAGUAGUAAAGAAGGAAACAAGAAUUUGUGUGCAGAGGAGGACAGUUCACCCCCGAAACGAAAAAAGCAUAAACACAAAGAGGCUAAGGAUAAUAAUGGGGACAGUAUGGUAUCAUGUGAAAUACCAGUGACUUCUAGUGGAGAAGAUCCAGAAAGAAAUAGUAAAGAAAAUGAGAAAAAGAAAGGCAAGUCACAUUCAAAAUGCAAAAAGCAUAAACACAGAGAAACUGAGGUUAAUACUGGGGACAGUAUGGCAGCACGUGAAAUACCAGUGACUGCAGAUGGAGAAGAACCAGAAAGUAGUAAAGAAGGAAACAAGAAUUUGUGUGCAAAGAAAGACGGUUCACACCUGAAACGAAAAAAGCAUAAACACAAAGAGGAUAAGAGUAAUACUGGAGAGAGUAUAGCUUCAUAUGAAAUGCCAGUGACUUCUAAUGGAGAAGAUCCAGAAAGUAAUAAUAAAGAAAAUGAGAGAAAGAAAGACAAGUCACAUUCAAAAUGGAAAAAGCAUAAGCGCAGAGAGACUGAGGUUAAUACUGGACACCGUGUGGUGUCCUGUGAAAUGCCAGUGACUUCUAGUGGAGAAGACCCAGAAGGUAAUAAUAAAGAAAAUGAGAAAAAGAAAGGCAAGUCACAUUUGAAACGGAAAAGGCGUAAACACAAAGAGACUGAGGUUAAUACUGGAGACAGUGUGGUGUCCUGUGAAAUGCCAGUGACUUCUAGUGGAGAAGACCCAGAAGGUAAUAAUAAAGAAAAUGAGAAAAAGAAAGGCAAGUCACAUUUGAAAUGGAAAAGGCAUAAACACCCCAAAGAGACUGAGGUUAAUAUUGGAGACAGAAUGGCAGCACAUGAAAUACCAGUGACUGCAAAUGGAGAAGAACCAGAGAGUAGUAAUGAUGAAAACAAAAAUCUGUGCACAAAGAAAGACAGCUCACAUCUGAAACAAGAAAAGAAGAAAUACAAAGAGACUAAGGUUAAUACUGGAAACAGUAUCUUGUCAUAUGAAAUACCAGUAACCUGUAAUGGAGAACAAACAGACAAUAAUAAUGAAGAAAGUAAGAAUCUGCGCGCAAAGAGAGGCAAUUUAUAUCCAAAACAGAAGAAGCAAAAACACGGAGAGACUGGUGCUAGUAUUGGAGACAGUAUGGAAUCACAUAAAAUGCCAGUGAUUGUAGAUGGAGAAGAACCAGAGAGUAGUAAUGAUGAAAACAAGAAUCUGUGCACAAAGAAAGACAGUUCACACGAGAAACUGAAAAAGAAGAAACACAAAGAUACUGAAGUUAUUACUGGACACAGCAUAAUCUCUUAUAAGAUACUAGCAGCUGCGGAUGGAGAAGCACCAGAAAGCAGUAAUGAAGAAAAUAAAAAUCUGUGCACAAAGAAAUAUAGUUCAAAACUGAAACAGAAAAAGAAUAAACACAAAAAGAAUAAGGUUAACACUGGAAACAAUAUGGUCUUGUAUGAAAUACCAGUAAGUGCAAAUGGAGAAGAAGAGAAAGGAUGUAAUGAAGAAAACAAGAAUCUGCGCGUAGAGAAACACAGUUCACAUGCAAAACUAAAAAAGCAUAAACCCAAAGAGACUGAGGUUAAUAUUGGAGGCAGUAUGGCAUCACAUAAAAUACCAGUGACUGCAAGUGGAGAAGAACCAGAAAGUGGUAAUGAAGAAAACAAGAAUAUGCACACUAAGAAACACAGUUCACAAUUGAAACAGAAAAAGAAUAAAUGCAAAGAAGGUAAGAUUAAUAAUGGAAACAGCAUGGUCUUGUAUGAAAUACCAAUGAGUGCAAGCAGAGAAGAAUCAGAAAGUAUCCAUGAAGAAAGAAAGAAUAUGUGCUCAAAGCAAGAUAGUUCACAUUCAGAAUGGAAAAAGCAUAAGCAAACAGAGGCUGAGGUUGAUGCUGGAGACAGUAUAGUGUCGUACGAAGUACCAGUGACUUCUAAUGGAGAAAAAAUAGAAAAUGGUAAUGAAGAAAGUAAGAAUGAGUGCACAAAGACAGAUAGUUCAUAUCUGAAAUGGAAAAAGCAUAAACACAAAGAGACUGAUGUUAAUAUUGGAGACAGUAUUGCAUCACAUACUAUGGCAUCACGUGAAAUUCCAGUGAAUGCAGAUGGGAGGGAGUCAGAGAGUAGUAAUGAAAAAAACAAAAGUCUGUGUACAAAGAAAGACAGUUCACACCUGAAAAGUAAAAAGAAUAAACACAAAGACACUGAGGUUAAUACUGUCGACAGUAUGGCAUCACAUGUAAUAUCAGUAACUUCCAUUGGAAAAGAACUAGAAAGUACUAAUAUAGAAAGCAAGAAUCUGUGCACAACAAAAGACAUCUCACAUCCGAAACAGAAAAAGCAUAAACACACAGAAACUGAUGUUAAUGUAGGAGACAGAAUAGCAUUGCAUGAAAUACCAGUGACUUCAUGCGGAGGAGAACCAGAAAGUAGUAAUGAAGAAAACAAGAAUCUUUGCCCACAGAAAGACAGUUCUCACCCAAAACAGAAAAAGAGUAAGCAGAAAGAGACUGAGGUUAAUGUUGGAGACAGUAUGAUGUCGUCUGAAAUACCAGUGACUGCAAAUGGGGAAGAACCAGAAAGUAGUAAUGAAGUAAACAAGAAUCAGUGCACACAGAAAGACAGUUUUCAAUGGCAACAUAAAGAGCACAAUGACAAAGAGGGUAAGAUUGAUACUGGAGAUAGUGUGACAUCAUAUGAAUUGCCAGUGACCUCCAAUGGAGUAGAACAAGAAAGUAACAAUGAAGAGAGUAAGAUUAUCUAUUUGGCACGAUCAUUGCAGAAAUCUUCAUUCAUUACACAAUCAGAGCAAGAGUUUGCUUGUCCCAAAUGCUUGAAGCAUUUUAAUAACCGCAGCAACUUUGUAAGACAUCUGCUUGUUCAUAGGAAAGAGAAAGACUACUCCUGUGCUGUAUGUGAAAAAAGUUUCACAUUGAAGCAGAGUUUACAAUUACACAUGCUUUGUCACAUGAAGGAGAAGCAACACAUAUGUGCUGUGUGUUCAAGGCCUUUCACUGAUGCAAAUAAUUUGAGGAGGCAUAGGCUGAUACAUAGUAAGAUAAAAGAAUUUGUUUGUGAUAUUUGUUCAAAAGCAUUUUCCCGUAAGCAACAGCUUGGAGCUCAUAUAUUGAGACAUAAGGAUGCACAAUCAUUUUCAUGCCCACAUUGUUCAAAAACCUUUAAUUACGAAUACCGUUUGAGAAUACACUUGCGUGCAUGUAAAAAGUUAAAUCCAUUUAUAUGUCCUAUUUGCUCGAAACAAUUUCCUCGCGUAUACAAUUUUAAUAGGCAUAUGGGUACUCAUGAUUGAUUGUACAAAGUCUGGUUUAUGGGGAACACAAUUUUUUUAACAAAAAUUAUUACAAAAUGUACAGUUCCAUUUACAAAUGCGUAGUGUGAAGCCUAAUAUAUUCAAAAGAUUAGAUAAUAAGUGUUUUAUAAUGGAACUUUAGAUUAUGUUUUAUUUUAUAUCAGUGACAAUAAUCAGUUUUUGAAACUAUAUUAUAAGUGAUGUAUAAAAAUCAACUCGCUAAGCAGUAGCUGGAGGAAACACAUAUCACAUAUGAAAGUUAAGGAAAUGUGCAAGCUGUCAGAGACAGUGGCUCCUUUUUCUGACAGAGUGGUUGAAGAGGAAGGAAGAGGGAUGAAGAAAUGACUGGGGAGGUUUAGCAAAAGGGGAAGUUACCAAAAAAUCACCCAUAACCCUAGGUCAAGGGAGACUUAGCAGAUGGUAUGAGAAGGAAUACAAUGUGCCAUCCAGCAAAUCUCCCCUGAUCCAUGGUUCUGGUUGAUUAUUCCAUAACUCUUCCCAUUUCCUAAACCUCACCAGUCCUCUUCCUUCAUCCCUCUUUCUUCGCCUAAUGCCAGAAAAUGGAGGCACUGGCUCUGAAAUCUUGCACAUUUCAUUAACUUUUAUGUGUAUUCCCUCACUGCCAUUUGGUGAGUAGAUUUUUUUUUUAUUUAUACAGUUACACUACCUUUUAUUUUGUUGUUGUUGUUGUUGUGGUCUUCAGUCCAGAGAUUGGUUUGAUGCAGCUCCCCAUGCUACCCUACCUUGUGCAAGCUUCUUCAUCUGGAUGUACCUACUGCAACCUCCAUCCUUCUGAAUCUGUUUAGUGUGUUCAUCUCUUGGUCUCCCUCUAUGGUUUUUACCCUCCACACUGCCCUCCAGUACUAAAUUGAUGAUCCCUUGAUGCCUCAGAACAUGUCCUACCAACCGAUCCCUUCUUCUAGUCAAGUUGUCCUACAAAUUCCUCUUCUCCCCAAUUCUAUUCAGUACCUCCUCCUUAGUUAUGUGAUCUAUCCAUCUAAUCUUCAGCAUUCUUCUGUAGCACCACAUUUUGAAAGCCACUGUUUAUUGUCCAUGUUUCACUUCCAUACAAAUACUUGCAGAAAAGACUUCCUGAUGUUUAAAUCUGUACUCGAUGCUAACAAAUUUCUGUUCCUCAGAAACACUUUCCUUGCCAUUGUCAGUCUACAUUUUAUACCCUCUUUACUUUGACCAUCAUCAGUUAUUUUGCUCCCCUAAUAGCAAAACUCAUCUACCACUUUAAGUGUCUCAUUUCCUAAUCUAAUUCUGUCAGCAUCACCUGAUUUAAUUCGACUACUUUCCAUUAUCCUUGUUUUGCUUUUGUUGAUGUUCAUCUUAUACCCUACUGUCGAUUCCGCUCAACUGCUCUUCCAGGUCCUUUGGUGCCUCUGAUAGAAUUACAAUGUCAUUGGCAGACCUCAAAGAUUUUAUUUCUUCUCCAUGGAUUUUAAUCCCUACCCCAAAUUUUUUCUUUUGUUUCCUUUACUGCUUGCACAAUAUACAGAUUGAAUUACACUGGGGAUAGGCUACAAUCCUGUCUCACUCCCUUUCCGACCACUGCUUCUCUAUCAUGCCCCUCAACUCUUACAACUGCCAUCUGGUUUCUGUAAAAAUUGUGAAUAGCCUUUCGUUCCCUGUAUUUUACCCCCGCCACCUUCAGAAUUUGAAAGAGAGUGUUCCAGUCAACAUUGUCAAAAGCCUUCUCUAAGUCUACAAAUGCUAGAAAUGUAGGUUUCUCUUUCCUAAAUCUAUCUUCUAAAUUAAGUCAUUGGGUCAGUACUGCCUCACUUGUUCCAACAUUUCUAUGGAAUCCAGACUGAUCUUCCCUGAGGUCGGCUUCUACCUGUUUUUUCAUUCGUCCGUAAAGAAUUUGUGUUAGUAUUUUGCAGCUGUGACGUAUUAAACUAAUAGUUCGGUAAUUUUCAAACAAUUUUGUUAUUGAGUUAAUAAUGCUGAGCUACAUCUCUCUAAGUCCAAGUGUGAUCCAUUUUGUGUUUAUUUUUCUGUUAACUUGAGAAGACUUGAUAUAUAAAGGUUAGAAUUUUCAUUAAUUUAAGUUCAAAUUAUUGAAAUAUCCUUUCACUUAUCUUGAAGUCCGACCCCGGUAGCUGAGUGGUCAGCGCGACAGAAUGUCAAUUCUAUGGGCCUAGAUUUGAUUCCCGGCUGGAUUGAAGAUUUUCUCCGCUUAGGGACUGGGUGUUGUGUUCUCUUAAUCAUCAUAAUUUCAUCCAUAUCGACGCGCAAGUUUCCAAAGUGGCAUCAGAUCAAUAGACUUGCACCCGGUGAAUGGUCUACCCUACGGGAGGCCCUAGUCACACAACAUUUGCAUUUUACUUUGCUUGAAUACUUGUUCUAGUAGCUGGCACAGUUACAUCUGAUAGAAUUAUGUUUCGGGUUGCAGAAUCACUUCCACAGUUUUGUAUACAUCUGUGCACUUCAGUAGAUUUAAAAAUGGACACAGACAGUCUCAAUCACUAAAACAUUUAUUGUGAAGAUAGGUGGGGUGGGUGUUUUAACUCUGCAAACAUCGGCUCUUACGGUUACAAGACUCGUUCCAUUGACCAUCACCAACUACGAUCAUAGUAUGAGGGUCUGAUGAUGGUAAAAAACUGACCAAAACCAGUUACUAUCAAAACAGAUAUUUUUGUGGUCAAGAUUGUGUUCAUUUUUAAAGCACUUUUUACCAGACCAUUGUUCUCAAAGAGAAAUGUUCUCAAAAAUUACUUCAGUAAAUGAAAUAUCACAGACUGCUUGUUUGCAAAUAAUCUUUUCUGCUAAUCA
Messenger RNA from Schistocerca gregaria, 9783 nucleotides. Its product is annotated as NK-tumor recognition protein-like. The record is from RefSeq and is a predicted model, not a curated record. The transcript is spliced from 10 exons. Bases 139 to 7002 code for a protein of 2287 amino acids. Gene Ontology annotation, molecular function: RNA polymerase II cis-regulatory region sequence-specific DNA binding; DNA-binding transcription repressor activity, RNA polymerase II-specific. Gene Ontology annotation, biological process: negative regulation of transcription by RNA polymerase II. NCBI's taxonomy places the organism in Eukaryota, Metazoa, Arthropoda, Insecta, Orthoptera, Acrididae. Gene Ontology annotation, cellular component: nucleus.